Molecule: messenger RNA, 2091 nt
Organism: Peronospora matthiolae
Lineage: Eukaryota; Oomycota; Peronosporomycetes; Peronosporales; Peronosporaceae
Source: the annotation of a GenBank genome assembly
AUGUCGGACCACGUCGACAAGAAGCCUCGCAUUGGCGAAGAGCUCUGCAUCAACACGAUCCGCAUGCUCUCGGCCGACCAGCCAAGCGCGGGCAAGUCUGGCCACCCUGGCGCUCCAAUGGGGUGCGCCCCCAUGGCCCACGUGCUCUUUGGCAAGACGAUGAAGUUCAACCCGAAGAACCCCAAGUGGACGAACCGCGAUCGCUUCGUUCUGUCGAACGGCCACGCCUGUGCACUGCAGUACAGUAUGCUGCACCUCACAGGCUACGACCUGUCCAUUGACGACCUCAAGCAGUUCCGCCAGAUUGGAUCCAAGGCCCCGGGGCACCCGGAGAACUUUUGCACGCCUGGUGUCGAGGUGUCGACGGGUCCAUUGGGUCAAGGCAUUUCCAAUGCCGUGGGGCUCGCGAUCGCCGAGAAGCACCUGGCUGCCGAGUUUAACAAGGACGGACUGGACAUUGUCGACCACUUUACGUACGUCAUUUGUGGCGACGGCUGCCUACAGGAAGGCGUGUCGUCUGAGACCUCGUCGCUCGCGGGCCACCUUGGACUUGGGAAGCUGAUCGUGCUGUACGACGACAACCGGAUUACCAUUGACGGCAGCACGAGUCUGUCGUUCACGGAAGACGUACAGCAGCGCUAUGAAGCGUACGGCUGGCACGUGCAGUCUGUAGAGGAGGGCAACUUUGACCACGCUGCAAUCGAGAAGGCUGUGGAAGCGGCUAAAGCGGUGACGGACAAGCCGUCGCUGAUUAAAAUCCACACGACGAUUGGGUUUGGCUCGAAUAUCGAGAACACGCACUCGGUGCACGGCGCUCCAUUGAAACCAGAGGAUUUGGCCGCAACGAAAGAGAAGUUUGGUCUCAAAGGAACCGAGUCGUUCUUUGUCCCGGAACAGGUUAAGAAAUUUUAUGACAAGACUGAGGCGGGCGCCGACCUCGAGAACCAGUGGAACGAGCUGUUUGCGAAGUAUGCUGAGGCGCACCCGAAGGACGCUGCGGAAUUUACGCGCCGCAUGGAAGGCAAGCUGCCGAAGGACUGGAAGAAGGACAUGCCCAAGUACACGCCUGACGACGCCGCUAAGGCCACUCGCCAGUAUUCGGAGAUUGCACUGAACGCCGUCGCUACAGCUCUGCCGGAACUUGUCGGUGGCUCGGCGGAUUUGACCCCGUCCAACUUGACGCUCCUGUCCAUGUCAGGCGACUUCCAGAAGGAUACUCCCAUUGGCCGCUACAUUCGCUAUGGUGUGCGAGAGCACGGUAUGGCUGCCAUCUCGAACGGUAUCUUCGCACAUGGCGGUUUGCGUCCGUUUUGCGCGACCUUUUACAACUUCAUUGGCUACGCUCUUGGUGCUGUGCGCUUGAGCGCUUUAUCACGCUUCGGUGUGAUCUACGUCGCUACCCACGACUCGAUCUUCUUGGGUGAGGACGGUCCGACUCAUCAGCCAAUCGAGAUGAACGCGUCAUUGCGCGCCAUGCCGAACAUGUACGUCUACCGUCCCGCAGACGGUAACGAGACCGUGGGUGCCUACAUUGCUGCCGUUGAGAACCAACACAAGACGUCGGUGCUCGCGCUCACCCGUCAAGGUCUACCGAACCUGGCCAACUCGACUGCUGAGGCUGUCACCAAAGGUGCUUACGUUGUGGCCAACGUAGCAAACGGAGCCGAGGUGGAGUCACUUGAGAGCGAACCAGACCUGGUCCUGGUCGCCUCGGGGUCAGAGGUGUCGCUCUCGAUCGACGCUGCGAAGCAGCUGACCGGUUACAAAGUGCGCAUCGUGUCAAUGCCAUGCCGUGACCUGUUUGACGAGCAGCCGAUCGAGUACAAGAAGGAGGUCUUCGGUGAGGGCAUUCCUUCGAUGAGCGUGGAAGCUGCCGCCACCUUUGGCUGGUCCACGUACUCGCACUCGCAGUUCGGUCUCGACCGCUUUGGUACGUCGGCUACGAUCGCACAGCUGAAAAAGCAGUUCGGGUUUAACCCGGACGCCGUUGUCGACGAGGCACGCAAGCUGUUGAAGUUCUACGAUGGCCGCUCGGCCCCCGAUCUGUUUGACCGCCCGGCUCCGCGUGUUCUCAAGGCGAUGCAUCACUAG